AUGGUGGAGCUUUCUUGGUUCCCUGUGUUUAAAGGUUUCUUACUGACCGGUGGGGGAAAUGAUCACAAGGAUGCUAAAAGAUGGAAUAAAACGCGUAAAUUGCGUAAAUCAAGUGGGCCAACGAUUAACAUUGAUAAUUCGAUUUCUGCGAAUGGAACUAUAAGUGGAACAAUAUGUAGCGGAACGAUCAACAGCAAAACUGUGGUUAAGAGGAGGAAUCACGAAGAAGACGAAAUCGAUGAAUUUUUUCAAAAACCAAAUGAACAACAAUCCAAUCGUUUGGCGCAUUCUUUCAUUAUCAACCCUGAUGACGAAACCUAUAUUCAAAACAAUGUAUUUACCUCUGAAGAACUUGAAGAGAUUCGUAACAUGGAAACAAAAGACCUUCCUGAGAUGCCGACUGAAUUAUUAAAGUAUCUUGGCUCUUUUCGAAAGAAGACGACAGAGGAUUUACGGAUAGUGCUUGAAGCACGACAAAACUGGGAGGAAUAUGAGUCUGAUACAUUACAACGAAAACAUUUAGAACAAUGGUAUAAUAUCCAUGUUUGGUCCUUAAUAGAUAAGUCUUUUAACGAGUUAGAAGAGGUAGUUGUUUCCAGAGGUGAAUCAUGUAGCCUUGCUUCCUCAAAGCGUAAAAAUAGUAAAAGGAUAAUUCAAGGAUUAGUCGCAACAACACGAAAAGCUCUUGGAAGAAGAGGUGAUUUAAUUCUAAGAAAAGGAAUACAUAAGUAUGGUGCUUCUGAGGUUGGUAAAGACUAUGAGGGUGACAACGGGACGAAAUUACUUAAAGAGAGAGGACUAAAAAGUCCGAAGAUGCUUAAAGAUAUGCUGGUGGACUUGGGCAAUUUCAUAAUGUGGGAAACAAAUAAGUUGCGUCAAUUGGAACUAGUUAGCUUUAUACACGCUGGGCUUUUUAUGAUUUUAUUGCGUAUGGAUGCUCCUGCUGGUUACGUUUGUAGAAUAACAAGAUCAGAUACUUUACAAUUGCCAACCAAUGUUAAAUGUUUUGAGCAAGCCCUCAAAUGUAUAGUUUUAACCUGGAAAGCCAAAGCGAUUAUCCGUAAAACAAUUGAUAUUGUUGAAGGAACAAAUGACAAUGAUAAUGAAGAUGAUGCGUUAGAGGAGUUGCAAAAGGCUGGCGUCCGUAAGUGUAAGAACGAUAAGGAUUUGACCAUAAUUUCUAACUGUAUUAAGACACCACAAAAAAAACGGACAGUGAAUACUUAG
Messenger RNA from Funneliformis geosporum, 1227 nucleotides. The record is from the annotation of a GenBank genome assembly. NCBI's taxonomy places the organism in Eukaryota, Fungi, Glomeromycota, Glomeromycetes, Glomerales, Glomeraceae.